AUGCUUCGACUCCUCCUCCACGCUUCGACUCCUCCUCCACGCAUCGACUCCGGCGCACUCAUCGACUCCGGCGCACGCAUCGACUCCGGCGCACGCAUCGACUCCGGCGCACGCAUCGACUCCGGCGCACGCAUCGACUCCGGCGCACGCAUCGACUCCGGCGCACGCAUCGACUCCGGCGCACGCAUCGACUCCGGCGCACGCUUCGACUCCGGCGCACGCAUCGACUCCGGCGCACGCAUCGACUCCGGCGCACGCAUCGACUCCGGCGCACGCAUCGACUCCGGCGCACGCUUCAACGCUUUGACGCAGCACGCUUCAUCGCCGUACCUCGGUCGGCGCACACGCUUCCACCUUCGCAGGAACGCGAUGCCGCAACGCCGCACCAAAGCUCUGCUACAACGCCGCGACGGUGGCCUGCUGCAACGCUGGCCUGCUAAGACUGCAUGA
Messenger RNA from Knipowitschia caucasica, 450 nucleotides. The record is from the annotation of a GenBank genome assembly. Lineage: Eukaryota; Metazoa; Chordata; Actinopteri; Gobiiformes; Gobiidae.